Selaginella moellendorffii is the source of this 5003-nucleotide messenger RNA. RefSeq lists its product as uncharacterized. Bases 31 to 4884 code for a protein of 1617 amino acids. Gene Ontology annotation, molecular function: protein binding. The record is from RefSeq and is a predicted model, not a curated record. Lineage: Eukaryota; Viridiplantae; Streptophyta; Lycopodiopsida; Selaginellales; Selaginellaceae. The transcript is spliced from 3 exons.
CCCUCGAAAAAUUUCUAGGGUUCUUGAGGGAUGAGGCGGCUCCACACGCGCCUCUCCAAUGUCCUUCGAUCGCGAGCGUAUUCUUCUUCCCCCGCGAUGGAUCUUGCGCCAUUACCAGCGCCAGCGCCAUCGCUCCAACAGCAGCAGCAGCAGCAUCAGGACGAGAAAAUGGCCAGGUAUUCCAUCAAUUCCAGGAUCAUCCUCGAUCUCCUCAAGAAUGCCAAGCGCGGCGAGAGCAUGGACGAGAUCAUGAGGCAGUGGAGUGGCUUGCUCACGACCUACGUCGUGGCGGAUGUUCUCAAGCAUCUCCCGAGCUCCGAGGCGGCUCUCCGGUUCUUCGAGUGGGCGCCCAAGCGAAUGGGCUACGAGCACAACGUCUUCACGUACAACAAGCUCCUCCUCCAGCUGACGAGAGAGCAUCGCCACGACAAAGCCAGCGCCGUGUUCCAGGAGAUGAUCGACAAGUCCUGCCAGCCCGAUGCCUUCACCUUUGCGAUUCUCUUGCGGGGACUUUGCCGAUCCAACCAGCUCGAGAAAGCUCGCAAGCUCCUGGGAAGAAUGAAGGAGAUGGGGUGCGUUCCAGACGAUGCCAUCUACAAUGCUCUCAUCUCCGGCUACUCCAAGGCCAAGGAUUUCGGCCAAGCAUUCAAGUUCCUGGCCGAGAUGGUGAAGAACCAUUGCCUUCCAACGGUGGUCACGUACACGAACAUCGUGGAUGGGCUUUGCAAGGCCGAGCGGACCAGGGACGCGGUGAAGUUACUGGAUGAGAUGCGUGACAAGGGAUGCUCUCCAAACAUCUAUACUUACAACGUGAUCGUGGAGGGGCUUUGCGAGGAGAGGAAGCUGGACGAGGCCAAGAAGAUGCUCGAGGAAAUGGCUGUGCGAGGAUACUUUCCAGACGUUGUGACUUACAACUCGUUCAUCAAGGGACUUUGCAAGUGCGACCGAGUGGACGAAGCACGAAAGUUUCUGGCGAGGAUGCCUGUGACUCCCGACGUCGUGAGCUACACCACGGUGAUUAACGGGCUUUGCAAGUCCGGGGAUUUGGAUUCAGCGAGCAGGAUGCUGGAUCACAUGAGCAACCGUGGCUGCACUCCCGACGUUGUCACGUACUCCUCGUUGAUAGACGGGUUUUGCAAAGGUGGCGAGGUGGAACGAGCCAUGGGUCUUCUAGACUCGAUGCUGAAGCUCGGGUGCCGGCCAAACAUGGUAGCUUACAACUCGCUGCUCGGGGCUCUCCACAGGCUGGGACAUAUUGGCAAGGCUGAGGACAUGCUAGUCGAGAUGGAGAGGCGGGGAUUUACUCCAGACGUGGUUUCCUACAACGCUUGCAUUGACGGGCUUUGCAAGGCGGAGCGAGUGAAGAAGGCCAAGGCCGUGUUUGACAGGAUGGUGGAGAGGGGCUGUACGCCUAACGCCUCGAGCUACAGCAUGUUGGUGGAGGAGCUUUGCAAGAAAAAGGAGCUUGACGAGGCUAUAACUCUGGUGGAACAAGCUCGCGAGAAAUAUCAGAUUGUGGACAUUCUUCUUUACACGGUGCUGCUGGACGGGCUUUGCAAAGGUGGUCGAUUCGACGAAGCUUGUGCGCUGUUUAGCAAAGUUUUGGACGAGAAGAUCUGCGAGCCGGACGUGUUCUUCUACAACGUUAUGCUCGACAGUCACUGCAAGCGCAGGCAGAUUGAUAAAGCUCUCCAGAUUCACAAGCAGAUGCUAGAGAAGAACUGCUGCAACGUCGUCACCUGGAAUAUUUUGGUUCAUGGACUGUGUGUGGACGACAGGCUCUCAGAUGCGGAGACGAUGCUUCUGACGAUGGUGGACGAGGGAUUUAUUCCGGACUUCGUCACGUAUGGGACACUAGUCGAUGCUAUGUGCAAAUGCGGAAAAUCUGCGGCCGCUCUAGAACUGUUUGAGGAGGCAGUGAAAGGUGGAUGUGUGCCGGAUGUUGUCACCUACAGUGCUUUGAUCACGGGGCUUGUCCACGAGAACAUGGCCGAAGAAGCAUAUCUGCUCUUCACGAAACUUGUCGAGCGACGCUGGGUGCCGGAUGACAAAACGCUCGGCCUUCUUCACAGGAAGCUGAAGCUGUUGAACAAGCCAAGGAAGGCGGAGGUGGUGGACUUGUACUUGACCACUUUGGGGAUGGAUGUCAUGGCUGCGACAACGUUCCUAUCUGCCACAAUCCAGGACUCUCAAGUGAGCAAGGCUCAAGAAGAGCUUCAAUGGCGUCAAUUGUUUGAAGACCCAUCUCAAUGGUGGGACAACAGGAACCACAACCUACAUGGUUCGCAGCACGAUUUCAAGCACGCACAAUCAGGUGCCACGCUCAGGAUUGCUUCCUCGUUUUGUCCAAAAUGGGCAAAGCUCGGCCUCAAGUGCUUGAAGGUUUCAAAUUUCAAAGCCCGAGCACAGUACAGAGAUGGUGAGGAGCCUAUCUUUGAGAAGAAAACUCAGAGCACUGACAGUGACGGUACCAGGCAGAGUAAAAGUCGCUCAAAUCAACAUCGCGAGAGCGUCUCCAGCCUAGUAGCCGCAUUGAAAGCCUGCACUGGCUCGAGAAACUGGGCUCGGGGCAUGAAACUUCAUGCGGUUGCUGUGGAAAAUGGGAAGGACUCCAACAUCUUCGUGGCAAGCUCGUUGGUCGGCAUGUACUCGAAGUGUGGACGCAUGGAGGAUGCCCGGAAGGUGUUUGACGGUAUGCAGAAGCGGGAUGCAGUGUCCUGGAACACUGUGAUACUUGGCUAUGCUGAAAAUGGUGACGGAGAAACAGCACUGGAACUCUUUGAGAAAAUGCAAGCAGAAGACCAUUUGUCACCGGACUCCUGGACGAUUGUUUCUGCACUGAAAGCUUGCUCCAGCCUGGCUGCGGCAGAAAGAUCAAGGGAAGUUUUUCGAGAGCUUGUGAAGAUUCAGACUCUGGAGAAAGGAAUGGCUGUUCACAGCUUGGCUUUGAAGAACAGGUGUGACUCGGACAGAUUUGUGGCCAGUGGCUUAGUGGACAUGUAUUCGAAGUGCGGAAGUCUAUCAUCUGCUCGGGCAGUCUUCGACGGUUUCUCCGACAAGGACGUUGCUCUGUGGAACGCAAUGAUUCUUGGAUACGCAGAAAAUGGAAGUGGUGAGCUCGGGUUGAAGCUGUUCGUGGAGCUGAUAGAAUCAGAUGUCGAGCCGAACGCUCGGACUUUCGUAGCAGCUCUCAAGGCCUGCACUGAUCUUGCAGCGACAGAACAAUCUAGAAAGUUUGAUGGGAAGCUUGUGAAAUCUAAAGCUCUGGAAGAAGGAUUGGCCUUACAUUCUCGGGCAGUGGAGAAACAGCUCGAAGCGGACAUCUUCGUGAGCAACAUGCUGGUCGAUGUGUACGCGAAGUGCGGGAGCAUGGCACUUUCGCGUGGAGUUUUUGACAGGAUGCGGACUCACGACGUGAUUUCGUGGACCGCACUGCUCUCAGGCUACUGUGACAAUGGUGAAGAGGAGGAGGCACUGGAGCUGAUCUCAAGAAUGCUGCAAGAUCCUGGAAGGUGUUCUCCGAAUGCUCGAACGUUUGUGGCAGCAUUUAAGGCCUGUGCGAACUUGGCAGCAAAAGAAGAUGCGCAGGUAGUCGCAGGAAAGCUGGUGAAGAUUGUUUCACUGGAAAGAGGGACGGCUCUUCACGUCGAAGCAGCAAAGUCCGGCUUUGCCUCGGACCUUUUCGUGAGCAACACUCUGAUCGACAUGUACGCGAAGUGUGGUGCUCUUGAAGCUGGCCGCAGUGUUUUCAAGCGCAUGAAAAUCCGAGCUCCGGCAUCUUACAACGCACUGAUGCUGGGAUACGUCGACAGUGGUGAGGCCGAAGAAGCUCUGGCGCUGUUCGAAAGAAUGAGCUGCGAACCAGAUGGGCGAACUUAUGUGGCUGCUCUCAAGGCGUGCACCAUCCUCGCAUCCAGGGAACAGGGCAAAGAAAUCAGUGGCAAGCUUGUCAAGGCGGAGUCACUUGGAAAGGCCAGAGGUCUUUUCGAUCGGGCUGUGAAAGGUGGAUUCUUUCCGGACUUGUUCGUGGCCAACACUCUGAUCGACGUCUUCGCAAAGUGCGGCGACUUGGAAGAGGCUCGCAGGAUCUUCUACUCGAUGAAGCAGCGAGACGUGGUAUCGUGGAACGUCUUGAUGCUCGGCCUGGCCGAGAGAGACCAAGGCAAGCUAGCUCUCGAGCUCUUCGAGGAGAUGAAGUCACAGGCUCAGUGUAAUCCCGACUCCAGGACUUACGUCGCAGCUCUCAAGGCCUGCGCAAGCGUCGGGGCCUUAGAAACGGGACGAGCUCUCCACGAAGUCAUCCGCGAGCUCGGCCUGGACGAGAGCGAUGGGAUCCUCGCAACCAGCCUGGUGGAUUUCUACAGCCGAUGCGGGAGCAUGAGUGAAGCUCGCGAGGUUUUCGACUCCAUCAAAGCUCCCAAAGACGUGGUGGCUUGGAACUCGCUGCUCGCCGGCUAUGGCAGGCAAGGUGGCGGAGACAAUGCAACAGGCACGAUGCUGGACGUGUUCUCGCAAAUGCGAGAGCGAGGAGUGAAGCCAGUCGGGAUCACUUACCUCUGCCUUCUCACGGCUUGCAGCCACGCCGGUUUGAUCAACGAGGCACAGCGGCUCUUCGACGAGAUGUGGAGCAAGAACGGGAUCAAACCGGGGCUGGAGCACUACCACUGCUUGAUCGAUGCUCUGGGGCGAGCGAACAGGAUCGAGGAAGCACUGGCUAUGGCAGACAGGAUGCCUCACGCUGCGAACUGCGUCACCUGGACGAUGAUCUUGAGCGCUUGCCACAAGUGGAAGAACUCGCGAGUGGGAAGGAUCGCUUUCGAAGCGCUCCAGCGGCUGGAUUGCAAAGAAUCCGCCGCAUACGUGCUCAUGGGCAACACACUGUAGAGAACAAUUUAAAUCUUGAAAGCGCGGGGAAGACAUAUAGUUUGUAGAUGGAACCGUGGUGUUUGUGAAAAGCUCUUCAUCACUUGUGACUGUGAUUCUAGAGGACUCAUACUUUUGUC